Messenger RNA from Diceros bicornis minor, 2294 nucleotides. RefSeq names its product forkhead box J1 (gene FOXJ1). NCBI's taxonomy places the organism in Eukaryota, Metazoa, Chordata, Mammalia, Perissodactyla, Rhinocerotidae. The record is from RefSeq and is a predicted model, not a curated record. The transcript has 3 exons. The coding region runs from base 321 to 1586 and encodes 421 amino acids. Gene Ontology annotation, biological process: regulation of DNA-templated transcription. Gene Ontology annotation, molecular function: sequence-specific DNA binding; DNA-binding transcription factor activity.
UCCUGGGGCUGCUGUCGCUCAGAGAGGCGCCGUCCGGUGGGGGGGCGACGAGGGGCACUAGCGGGCCCUCGAGCUGGAGGCAGAGAGCCGCAGGGGGUGGGAGGAACUUCUUCCAGAACCUUCCUUUGGCCCAGGUUGCGCUCUGAGCCAGGCACCACAUUCGUAUUCGGAGGAGGCGACCCCCAGGUCGCAAGAUGGAAGUGCGCGUCCAGGAGGCUGUGUAACCGGAGCCGCGGGAGUCAGCGGGCCGGAGAACGCGGCGGGCCACCCUUGGCUUAGUCCGUGGAUGUUGACCGCCCCCUUGAAGAGCCCCCACAGACAUGGCGGAGAGCUGGUUACGUCUCUCAGGAGCAGGGGUGGCGGAGGAGGCCGGGUCGGAGGGCGGCCUGGAGGAGCCCGACGCCCUGGACGACAGCCUGACCAGCCUGCAGUGGCUGCAGGAAUUCUCCAUUCUCAACGCCAAGGCCCCCGCCCUGCCCCCGGGGGACACCGACCCCCAUGGCUACCACCAGGUGCCAGGCUCGGCGGCGCCAGGUUCGCCUCUGGCGGCCGACCCCGCCUGCCUGGGGCAGCCGCACACGCCGGGCAAGCCCACGUCGUCGUGCACGUCUCGGAGCGCGCCCCCGGGGCUGCAGGCCCCGCCCCCCGACGACGUAGACUACGCCACUAACCCACACGUGAAGCCGCCCUACUCUUAUGCCACGCUUAUCUGCAUGGCCAUGCAGGCCAGCAAGGCCACCAAGAUCACCCUGUCGGCCAUCUACAAGUGGAUCACGGACAACUUCUGCUACUUCCGCCACGCUGAUCCCACCUGGCAGAAUUCCAUCCGCCACAACCUGUCCCUGAACAAGUGCUUCAUCAAAGUGCCCCGGGAGAAGGAUGAGCCGGGCAAGGGGGGCUUCUGGCGCAUCGACCCCCAGUACGCUGAGCGGCUGCUGAGCGGGGCCUUCAAGAAGCGGCGGCUGCCCCCGGUCCACAUCCACCCUGCCUUCGCCCGCCAGGCCAUGCAGGAGCCCAGCGCCACGCCGUGGGCUGGGCCGCUGACCGUGAACACUGAGGCCCAGCAGCUGCUGCGGGAGUUCGAGGAGGCCACUGGGGAGGCGGGCUGGGGGGCAGGCGAGGGCAGGCUGGGGCAUAAGCGCAAACAGCCGCUGCCCAAGCGGGUGGCCAAGGUGCCACGGCCCCCCAGCACCCUGCUGCUGACCCAGGAGGAGCAGGGCGAGCUGGAACCCCUGAAAGGCAACUUUGACUGGGAGGCCAUCUUCGACGCUGGCACUCUGGGCGGGGAGCUGGGCACGCUGGAGACCCUGGAGCUGAGCCCGCCGCUGAGCCCCGCCUCACACGGGGACGUGGACCUCACUGUCCACGGCCGACACAUCGACUGCCCCACUACCUGGGGGCCUCCAGUGGAUCAGGCUGCCGACAGCCUGGACUUCGACGAGACCUUCCUGGCCACGUCCUUCCUGCAACACCCCUGGGACGAGAAUGGCAGUGGCUGCCUGCCCCCGGAGCCCCUCUUUGAGGCCGGGGAUGCCACCCUGGCUGCUGACCUGCAAGACUGGGCCAGCGUGGGUGUCUUCUUGUAAGAGGCCAGGCCCCGCCCCACCUCUGGACAGCCCCCAAGUCAGGGCCCUGACUGCCCCCCAACACAGGCUCAUGGACACCCUACUGCCCAGGCAGGGGCUGGGCCAGGUCUCCUGAGGCUGGCCCUAUGAGGCCACAUGGACCCUAGCCCGGGCUACCCUCAGAUUCUAGCCCAGGAGGCUGAGAACUGAGGCCCAGGACCUGAAUUGCUGCCUCCCCUCCCCAGCCCCCCAAUACACACAGUGUUUCAUUGACCCUCAUCUUCCCUGCCCCAGGAGCCAGCUAAGGCCCCUGCACUGUGAAAGCCGCAGCCUGGAGGGGCCCUGACCAAGCUGGGGAGCAACAAUACAGGGCCUGCCCCAGAGCACCGCGGCUUCAAUGCUUCUCCCUCUCCCGCUUUCCUCCCCAGGUCUCUAUCCAGAGAAAGUUCCCAGGUACAACAAAUGCUAAUUAGAUGACUGCAAAUUAAGCCCCUGGAGGCCUCUCCCGGCAAAGCCUCCCUGGGGCUGGGGCCGGCAGUAGAUGGGGAGGAGCUGAGGGGGAGGGGGGCAGAGAGGAGACAGAACAGAGGUUAGGGUGCCUGGGUGGGCAAGAUUUUCUGAGGCUUUUGGGGUCUUCUCUUGGCCCCUUCCCUAGAGGUGGGCAGAGGGUGUAAAUCCCUAAUCUCUGAGCCCGACUUGAGGCUGAGAGCAGCGAGGAGUUGGGGUUCU